This is a messenger RNA of Chlamydomonas reinhardtii, 865 nucleotides long. RefSeq lists its product as uncharacterized. Bases 374 to 841 code for a protein of 155 amino acids. NCBI's taxonomy places the organism in Eukaryota, Viridiplantae, Chlorophyta, Chlorophyceae, Chlamydomonadales, Chlamydomonadaceae. The record is from RefSeq and is a predicted model, not a curated record. The transcript is spliced from 3 exons.
CCCGAACCUUCCCCGGUCCGAAGCAGAACGCUUCAUGACAUCCCCACCAGCCAACAAAGGGGCCUACCCAGUGUACAUCCUUGAAGUUGGAUACACCUCUGACCUGCACCACAGCGAGAAGCUCAUUCAAAAACAAGCACAGCACGCCACCCUUGCCACUGCCAUGCAAGCUGCAGGGUGGACUGUGCACUACGAUACUAAACACGUUAUUACACUGGGCCACGGUGGCACUGUCCCCCGUACCCUUGAAACUCUCCUCAAAGACCUAGGAGCCAAACCGCAGGCAGCCAAGGCCUGCUGCACACGUCUCCACAUGCAUAGCGUCACCACACUCCGGGGCACCGCAAACCUGUACUACCGGCUAGAGCGAGAGAUGGGCAUUGCCAACACCCGAUGCCACCCGGGAGGCCGCACCCAGGGGACCGCCAAUGGCGGCCCCCGCGCAGGGGAGCCGGGCGAUGACUUCUUCAAGGACGCUACCGCGCCCGACUACGGCCUGCCCUCGCUCAUCAAUCACCUGGGCAGCGGCAACAUCCGAGGCUACCUCACCGCUGACACCAACGCCAAGAUGGUGCGCUUUAACCCUGCCGCCACCGCCAGCGCCAGCGCCGCCGCCACCAGCACCGCGGCCACCGGCACAACAGCGGGGACCACCGCCCGCGCUGUUGGCGGCACUGGCGACGCCAUCGGCAACGCGGAGGCGGCAGCGGGCAGCAUUGUGGACACCAUCUCGGUGCAGCUGCGCUACAAGUACGACGACGGCGACGCCAACAACCCCGCCGCCAGGCAGCCCAACUUUGACGACAGCGACUACGGCGCCGCUUCACCGUUUGGCCCGUAAUGCACCUUAAAGUAGAACGACUCU